AUGCCCUUCUCCUUCCUCACCCGCUUCACCCGCCCCUUCACAACAACCACAAUGUCCCUCGCCGCCAACUCCUCCACCGGCGCCGCCCUCCCUCCGGGCGCGCAAAAGGCCACCAUCGCCGCCGGCUGCUUCUGGGGCGUCGAGCACCUCUACCGCAAGCACUUCGCCCAAAAGGGCCUCAUCGACGCCCGCGUCGGCUACAUCGGCGGCGACCUCUCCAACCCGACCUACCGCGCCGUCUGCGGCGGCGACACCGGCCACGCGGAAGCCCUGCAGGUCGUCUACGACCCCGCGCAGGUCUCCUACCGCGUCCUCCUCGAGUUCUUCUACCGCAUGCACGACCCCACCACCGCGAACCGCCAGGGCCCCGACACCGGCCCGCAGUACCGCAGCGCCAUCUUCUACCACGACGACGAGCAGCGCAAGACGGCCGAGGAGGUCACGAAGCUGGCGAACGAGCAGUGGUACAAGGGCAAGAUUGUGACGGAGGUGAUUCCCGCGGGGCAGUGGUGGGAUGCCGAGCAGUACCAUCAGCUGUAUUUGCACAACAACCCGUCGGGCUACGAGUGCCCGAGUCACUUUUUGAGGACGUUCCCUGAGCUGCAGGGGUGA
Messenger RNA from Colletotrichum siamense, 612 nucleotides. It is a transcript of the gene mxr1, whose product is annotated as putative peptide methionine sulfoxide reductase. The record is from RefSeq and is a predicted model, not a curated record. The coding region runs from base 1 to 612 and encodes 203 amino acids. Gene Ontology annotation, molecular function: peptide-methionine (S)-S-oxide reductase activity. NCBI's taxonomy places the organism in Eukaryota, Fungi, Ascomycota, Sordariomycetes, Glomerellales, Glomerellaceae. The transcript has a single exon.